Alosa alosa (allis shad) is the source of this 2942-nucleotide messenger RNA. It is a transcript of the gene pip5k1bb, whose product is annotated as phosphatidylinositol-4-phosphate 5-kinase, type I, beta b. NCBI's taxonomy places the organism in Eukaryota, Metazoa, Chordata, Actinopteri, Clupeiformes, Clupeidae. Bases 259 to 1944 code for a protein of 561 amino acids. The transcript is spliced from 14 exons. Gene Ontology annotation, biological process: phosphatidylinositol metabolic process. Gene Ontology annotation, molecular function: phosphatidylinositol kinase activity. The record is from RefSeq and is a predicted model, not a curated record.
CUUGGCAUUGAUACGGCGAGCUGUCAUAGAAAGCUGCGGCAGCUUUCGUUUUCUCUGACGUCUACACAUCCUUCUUUUACAUAUAUCUGGAUAAUAGUUAUCUGUGGGUUAUCAGGAGCAGCUAGACAGACACAACAGAUACCCUUAUACGAAGCUGGAACUUUGGGGUUCCUCCUCUCUUUCUGACGGCACCACAGAAGUGAGCAAUGCAGUGGCCAUAAGCAGAGGAGACACGGCACCACUCUUGGCUAAAGCAAGAUGUCGUCAGCCCCUGGGAAUGGAGUUGGAGGGACACGCAAUUCAAGUGCAGAGAAAACUUACAAAAAGACCACUUCAUCGGCACUGAAGGGGGCCAUCCAGCUGGGCAUCGGGUACACAGUGGGGAACCUCACGUCCAAACCCGACAGAGAUGUGCUCAUGCAGGACUUCUACGUGGUGGAGAGUGUCUUUCUGCCCAGCGAGGGGAGCAACCUCACCCCAGCCCACCACUACCCUGACUUCCGCUUCAAGACCUACGCGCCCAUGGCAUUCCGCUACUUUCGGGAGCUCUUCGGGAUCAAGCCGGACGACUAUCUGUACUCCAUCUGUAACGAGCCACUAAUCGAGUUGUCCAACCCUGGAGCCAGUGGGUCACUCUUCUACCUGACCAGCGAUGACGAGUUCAUCGUCAAAACCGUCCAGCACAAAGAAGCAGAGUUCCUACAGAAACUACUACCAGGUUAUUACAUGAAUCUAAACCAGAACCCUCGGACGCUCCUGCCCAAGUUUUAUGGGCUAUACUGCGUGCAGUCCGGCGGCAUGAACAUCCGAUUGGUGGUGAUGAACAACGUCCUGCCCCGCGCUAUCAGGAUGCACUACAAGUAUGACCUAAAAGGCUCCACGUACAAGCGUCGGGCCUCCAGAAAAGAGCGUGAAAAGUCUUGCCCCACUUACAAGGACCUAGACUUUCAGGACAUGCAUGAAGGUCUAUACUUUGAUGCGGAGACCUACAAUGCGCUGAUAAAGACUCUGCAGCGAGACUGUCGGGUGCUCGAGAGCUUUAAGAUCAUGGACUACAGUCUGCUGCUGGGGGUGCACGUGCUGGACCCCAGCCAAAGGGAGGGCGAGACGGGCCAGGUGGGGGUGGACGGCAAGCGCCCGCUUGGCCAGAGGGUCCUCUACUCCACGGCCAUGGAGUCUAUCCAGGGCGACGGCAGGGCGGCAGAGGCUGUGACCACUGAUGACACAAUGGGUGGAAUUCCUUGCAGAACACACAAGGAUGAGAAGCUGCUUAUUUUCCUUGGAAUUAUCGACAUUCUGCAGUCCUACAGGUUCAUUAAGAAGCUGGAACACUCAUGGAAAGCCCUUGUCUAUGACGGAGUAAGUAAACACUGUGUGCUGCUUGUACCCCUGCCAGAUGAAGGCCUCAUGCUAAUGAAACGUCAACUGUUCUGUUCACCUUUUUUCCAGGACACUGUGUCGGUGCACCGACCAGGUUUCUAUGCAAACAGAUUUCUCAAGUUCAUGAGCACAAGAGUGUUCCGCAAAAUGCAAACGGCCCGGUUCUCUCCCACCAGACGGACGCGCAACUCUAUAGCAGCCUUAAAGUCGUCCUCACAGGAGAUCCUGUCGUCCCAGCAAGAGGAGAAGAAUGACGACAGGAUGGACAGAUUGGGUGGGGCCCGGAGCCUGGCCAGUUUGGAUGGACAAGGUUUUGACUCCUACGUCCGCCCUGACCUGGUCCCUGUCACGCCAUCCCUGUAUGAGGCUUCGUCCAUGGGCACCACCAUCUCCUCCUCGUCCAUCUUCGUCAGUGAGCAAUACCUGGAUGACCACUCUAAGGACGGGGAUGAUGCAGCUUCCAGUUCCACCUUCACGUUGGAGGACAGCGCCAUCUGCCUGACGUCAGAGCAAAGCACCAUGGACAUGGACAGGGAUGACGGGUCUUUUGAUAUCUACUUAUGAAAUGUAAGAAGACAUCGAACAUCAUCACUGCGCAUUAAUUCAACCAUCUGAUGGUUGCGACUCUUCUCUGGUGAAGCAGAGGAUUCCCACCUAAACACUACUCUGCUCCGCCACAUCCAUCUACUCAGCUGUCAAGAGAUGGCAUGCCAUUCCUUGCCUUUUGCCAAAACAAACAACCAGGGGGGAAACGACUCUUGAUACAGAGGUGUGAGAAAUCCAUGGGAAAUAUCAAUAUUCAUGACAUCCAUUCCAGACAUGAAGAAGGCAAUGUACCUCCUCCUCCGCUUCCCUCCCAGGACAAUAUACAAGACUCGCGUUGCAUUUGAAAGCUGUAAAGACCCACCGAUGUGUGUGCAUCACCUGAUAUCUGCACAGCGCCAAAUAGUGAGGCUGAUGUGAUACAUGCUGCCCAUUUCAACGUAAAACAAAAUCAAACAGAGGGAAGCAACAGAGACAAACCUUUGCAUGGGUUAGAGGCUACCUUGACAAGUGACUUUGUGACUGGAUCUUUGAGCGCUUGGAAGCAGGUUGGAAUAGAAGGGUGGUGCUCACCACCUUCUCCCAAAUGGCACUUUUUCUGUAAGGAUAGUAUGUAUGUUUGUAUUAAACAUAGUCUCAUAUAUUUGGUUUAGGUGAGUUGCCAAACCUGAACUCUUUCAAUGAGAACGCACAUUUAAACAUAUGUAGUAUGAGCAUUGUUGUGUUCAUUUUUCGUCUAAAACACAAUGAGACAAUGAAGAAUAAUUGUUGACCUUUAGAUGAGUAAAGAAUAUUUUGGGGUGAGGGUGUCAUGACUGCAUUUUCUCAGGAUAUCCUUUUCAUAUUUCUGCAUCCUGUUUAUUACUUAAAGAUAAGUGAUAGGCUAGUGUGUGUACCAUGUUCAGCUCCGCAGCUGACCUGUUUCUAGAGAGACCAUAUCAAAGUUAUCUCUUUAAAUUCUAUAAUUGCACAUUUGUUGGUUUUGAGACCAUAAUUUAUUAAAUCACUGUCAAUACAAA